Molecule: messenger RNA, 1639 nt
Organism: Pteronotus mesoamericanus
Lineage: Eukaryota; Metazoa; Chordata; Mammalia; Chiroptera; Mormoopidae
Product: ATPase PAAT-like
Exons: 6
Coding region: 30-1358 (442 amino acids)
Source: RefSeq, a predicted model, not a curated record
CGGGGUUGUCCUGGACUGGCGGCGGCCGAAUGGAGACCGAGACUGAGGACGGGCGAUCGACCCGCCGCCCGACGCUCGCCUCCUCCUGGGAUGCCACAUGCGGGGCCCUGCACCGGAGCCUCCUUGUCACCGGAGCUGGUCUCGGCGCCCGGGACUUGGACUGGGAUGAGCUGCUGGCGCCGGCUGCCCCAGGGCAGGAUGUGGUGAUUUUGCAGAGGAGCCUGAACAGCCAAGAGGAAAGCCCCUGCUUCCUUUACCUGCGAGGUGACCCUGAGGGAGGUGAAGAAAUCGUGUGUGUUGGCAUUUUAAGUUCGGCGAGAAAUAUGGAAGUGUACUUAGGGGAGGAGUACUGCGGCACCAGUCGGGGCAAGGCUGUUUGUAGUGUUCGGGAGAACAGUGAACCUAUUUUCUACAAAAAGUAUUUAAAAUUGGAGUCUUCCACUCUUGCUUGUAAAAUCAAGUUGCUCUCCUUUGGUGAAAAGCAGCGUGUGUUCAUCAGUAAGGUUGUGGUACAUGUGAGACCAGCUUCAGCAAAUUCUUCGACGCGCUCUCCAGCUGUGGGAGCAGCGAUAGACCUCGAGAGGGUCCAAACCAUCAUGGAGUCCAUGGGGUCCAAGCUGUCACCGGGUGCUCAGCAACUGAUGAGUAUGGUUAGAUUUCAGCAGCAGAACUGCCGUUCCAUUGGAGAGCAGCUCCAGUCGGUCUUGGGCAAGACUGCGUGCAAAUGGGUGAUGGGCCUGCAGUCGCCGUCCGCGUCCGGCGCCCCGGACAGCCCGUCCCCCGCACCUUUCCCGCUCGGGGCUGGCUUGACCUCUGGAAACGCGCCUGAAGACCCAAAAGCGCACGCUGACAGAAGCGCCCAGCCCCCCGGUGGCGGAAACGUUUCAAACCCCCAGGCGGGUCACAUUGUGCCACAGAACCGUUGCUUUCCUGAGACUGAUCUUAAGAACGCGGUAUGUUCUUUCUUGCCAAAGAAAGCAAGUGACCGCUCCGCUCUACCUCCCUCAGAGCUGCUGCCUUUUCUCCAGAACUUGUGCGGUCAGGUUAACGGUCUCCGUGUGGGCCAUCCCGCCGAGGGGCCGGGCGGCGUCUCCAAGCCCAGUGACGGCGUCGCCGGGGCUGCGAUGGGUGAGCAACCUGUUUGCUCCUAUUUAGAAAAGAUUCUUUCUAAAAAUAUGGAACUGAUGGAAAAGAAACUUAUGGACUACAUUGACCAGAGAAUCUAUAAACUCCAGGAGCACAUAGACAAUAAGAUCGCUUUGUUGGUGGACUUGCUGCAAAACCCCAGCUCCCCGCCCCUGGGGAUGCCUCUGAGACAGUGUGACUCUGCAGAAAGACUUUCAAACGGAGAAAGAUAAGUGCUCACAGGCACCGCACACUACGGAUAUUUAUUACAUAUUUAUUACAGAGCCCAGACCCAAAAAGGUCAGAGCAAGCAUUUAAUGUCAUUUGAGAAUUGUCAUCUUACUUAUACAAGUGACCUCAAUGUUCAUUUCAACUGUACUUGUUACUGUAAAUCUAGUUCUGUGCACUAUGAGUGGACGUGAUUGGGUCAUAAGUUAUUUUUUUUUUUUGCAAUACUGUUCACUCUUACAGAACUUUAUGUGUACUUCUGUGAUGUUGAAGUGUUUAAAAUUUU